Molecule: messenger RNA, 1308 nt
Organism: Sclerotinia trifoliorum
Lineage: Eukaryota; Fungi; Ascomycota; Leotiomycetes; Helotiales; Sclerotiniaceae
Source: the annotation of a GenBank genome assembly
UGAUACCCAAUCUUUUAGAUCUUGAUUCUAAUUAUAAGAAGCUGUAAGCUCUUCUCAUAUUUCAAUUUUGAAGGAUUCAUGAUUUUCUUGCAUAUUCAUGUUUUGCCUUGUCUAUCCAUACCCAAGUACAACGAGUUUUGGACCCCAAAGAAGGUUCGCGGAAGCAACCGAGAAGGAAUCAUUCGUUACACUACUUCUAGAAAUGCGAGUGAACGGCGAACCACAAAUGCCAGACACAAGAUUGAUUGGAUACCAAGACUACAAUACGCUUGGUGACGCUCUUCCUCCCGAAGCGCCAACUUCUGUCAGUGUCAUCUCUACAUCUUGAUUGUUUCACUACGAUAAUACUAACACUGAGCAGGUCUACAUCCAAGUCAUUUGUCUUAGGUUCAGAGAUACAUCAUCUCGUAAGAAUGGGGCUUGUAUGGGAUUCAAAUCCCUGACAAAAAUGCUCCUCCCUCCUUUUCCGCAGAACAUGGCACAGCCUUCUCUUCACAUGCAACAAGUUCAUUGAAUGUGGCAGUUCAAGAAAAACACAGAGAAAGCGUUACAUCGGCGUCUGUCAGUUAUCGUUACACAAGCAAAUGAAAACUGUACAGCUAAGGUAAGGCAAAAGGAGGCGGACGCUCAACCCAUUGUUUUCGCUCUUGCUGCCUAAUGUUACAGUUCCGUCUAUCUGAAGCCUCAAAAUCAAAAAUUUGGUCCAUUGAAAGGGGGAAAUUCGUGUAAACACGAAUCCCCCACGCUUCGAGAUGCAUUUCACUGGAAAUGGCGGUCAGAAUUUGGAUGAUGAUAUAGGAACAAGUUGCCCUGAUCAGGUUUGAAAAUAGAUUUGUUUCUCUCCGACCAUUUUGCGAUACCCAAAACUCAUCGUUACGGUGCCCAAUGGUCGACAUGGUCAACCAAAUAUCAACAAUUAUUAUUUCAAAUGGUUUCGAAUCUACUAAGCCAGAUGCCGCAUUUCGGAUCGAGCCUUCGUUCGUCAACAGUUUGUGUUAUAUGCCUUGCUGCGCACAUAGGGCAUCACCGGUCGCUGAAAGCCCAAAUGUCUCUUCAGAUACCUUCUCGGCUAGCGGAACAACAAUCCUGGUAUUAUUAUCGUCCGCCUCACUGAGGCUUGAGUUUCCCAAAAAAGCAAAUACCCUUUUCGAACGUUCGCCCGCUGUGCUGUUUAGCAGUAAUGCUCGAAGUUAUCUGGGAACCUAGCUACAUUUCGAUGUACAUAAGUCCAAAAAAAAUGCUGACAUAUUUUGCUGGCGAGUCAAAACUCGAGUAGCUUUUGACUCUCGGUGAGUUCAUUAAGUUAGA